CCAAGAAGCAACGCCAUAGUUUGGUUUUAUUCAGAAUGUCUUGUGAGAAACACUACACUUGUCCCCUUUGUCCCAACUCGGAUUCAAACGAUUUCCUCCGCCAAAAUGCCAAUAACGCGAAGCUCCUUCAAGCGAGAAACCCCUUCUGAGACAAACCCAGCUUUAUUUUCAGGUUCUGAAGGCUCAGGUGGAAGCUCCGUUCCUGAACUUCGUGUUUUCGUCCGGAAAAAGAGAGUGAAAAAGACUGUUGAAGUUAUAGCCAAAGAGGUCAAGGAAGAAUCUUCUGCCCAAAAAUUUGUUAAACUGCCUGAUAUAGAGGAUUUUUCCUAUUCCAAGGACGAUAUGUGUUCCCAGUCAACACCUGCCAAAACUUUGCAUUUGACUGGAGAAAAAUCUCUAUCCCAGUUGACACGAAAAGAAAUCAAAAGCAUCAGUCUAUCUGAUUCAGUGCGACCACCUCCGAACUGGGAAAAAAUUCUUGAAGGAAUCCGCAAGAUGAGGUCCUCUGAGGAUGCACCUGUAGACUCCAUGGGUUGUGAGAAAGCUGGGAGUUCUCUUCCUGUCAAGGAAAGAAGAUUUGCUGUCCUAGUAUCAUCACUCUUGUCUAGCCAGACCAAAGAUCAAGUUAAUCAUGGAGCUAUCCAGCGUCUCCAGCAAAAUAGCUUGCUUGCUCCAGAUGCCAUUGACACAACAAAUGAAGAAACCAUCAAAAGUUUGAUAUAUCCGGUGGGGUUUUACACGAGAAAGGCUAGCAACCUGAAAAAAAUUGCAAAAAUUUGUCUUUCAAAGUAUGACGGGGACAUUCCUAGUUCUCUGGAGGAAUUGCUUCUACUCCCAGGAAUUGGUCCCAAGAUGGCUCAUCUAGUUAUGAAUGUUGCAUGGGACAACGUUCAAGGGAUAUGUGUAGAUACUCAUGUGCAUCGUAUUUGUAAUCGGCUUGGAUGGGUAUCACGUCCUGGAACAAAGCAGAAAACUAGAACCCCUGAGGAGACUAGGGAGUCCUUGCAGCUUUGGCUUCCGAAGGAAGAAUGGGUGCCAAUCAAUCCUCUCUUGGUAGGAUUUGGACAGACCAUAUGUACUCCUUUAAGACCACGUUGUGCAAUCUGUGCGGUAAGUGAUCUCUGCCCAUCUGCAUUCAAAGAGGUGUCAAGCCCAUCUUCCACUCCCAAAAAGUGACAUGAUGGAAUCUCAACAAGUUUAGCAGUGAGGAUAGAGUUUUUUGAGUCAUUUCUCCCAUAACAUUUUCAUUUUGGAUUUAACUAUAGAAAAUCCUUGUGCUCUUAGCUCAUAUUUUAUGUCUGCCAUAUAAACGUCUAUGCUUUUUUCUUUCUUCUUGGUGGACUGGGAAGGAAAGUUAUUGGUUUGUUUGGUGGGAGAAUGUGAAGAAGUUGACAAACUGGCAAAGUGCGUAUUGUAGCAUUUAGAUCCAUUUCUGUACAGUUCAGUUCAGUAUCCUACACUCUAUGACGGGUGUAAGAACAUAUCCUCAUUUGAGAUCAAAGGGAAAGUUAUUCCAAGAUAUCAAUAUUUCGGAUUGAUACUA
Molecule: messenger RNA, 1543 nt
Organism: Nicotiana attenuata
Lineage: Eukaryota; Viridiplantae; Streptophyta; Magnoliopsida; Solanales; Solanaceae
Product: endonuclease III homolog 1, chloroplastic-like
Exons: 11
Coding region: 106-1176 (356 amino acids)
Biological process (GO): nucleotide-excision repair; base-excision repair; base-excision repair, AP site formation
Cellular component (GO): nucleus; chloroplast nucleoid
Molecular function (GO): DNA-(apurinic or apyrimidinic site) endonuclease activity; 4 iron, 4 sulfur cluster binding; oxidized pyrimidine nucleobase lesion DNA N-glycosylase activity
Source: RefSeq, a predicted model, not a curated record